This is a messenger RNA of Moneuplotes crassus, 3257 nucleotides long. The record is from the annotation of a GenBank genome assembly. NCBI's taxonomy places the organism in Eukaryota, Ciliophora, Spirotrichea, Euplotida, Euplotidae.
AUGAAGAGAACACCAGAAAAUGCCAGCUCGAUAAGUCUAAAUACUUGCUCCUUGCAAGUAUCCUUAGAGAAGGAACCUCAACAGAAAGAGUCUAAGCGGAACGCUCCGAUGCCACUAGCAAAGAGAUUCCAGCAUUCUCUAGAACCUGACAUGCUUUUUGGAUGGAAGCCCAAGGAUGGAAAGAAUACUAAAAAAGAAUCACAAAAGGGUCUGAAAUAAGAAGACCACGAAAGGUUUGACUAAAAUCCAUUCGCAAACAAUAAGCCCCAUAAAGAUAGGAGCUUCUGCUUCCAGAAAUAAUCGUAUGGGUCCUAAACCUUCUCAUGACCUGAAGCACCGCUCCCGAAGAGAGGGGACUACUAGUUCAGUAGUGAGUGGAAGAAGUGGAGAGACUCAAGAGGUGUUUCAAAAGUUGAAAUAAGAUACCUCAAACUUUGGCAGGGCUUAUUGAAGAGAUUCAUUUGCAACAUGAAGGUGAUUUGUAUAAGCUUAGAAUGCAGCAUCCUGAUAUUUUCCUGAAUUCUGAAAUUUCAUUGCCAAUUACAAAAGAAAUGAAUGGAAUUUCGGAUCUUUCACUAGAUCGUAGCUCCAAUUGAGAAGAAAGUUUAAAUAGGUAUCAAGAUCCAGUUUUCUUAAUGACUGUUCAAAAUUCUUUUGGUUCUUCUAAGCUUUGUAACAAGAGGGCAAGUUUAGAUAAUUCAAAAAGAAUAUUAGAGUUUAGCUCAAACUUUGAAAGCGGAAAUUUGCAUAAAGCUGUCAAGGAGGAAGAAAAUGAAUACGGAGAGUCAAUUUAUAAACUUUGGAUUAGACCUGACACUAAUACAGCAGGCCACACUCAAUGGUUUUACUUCAAAGCUCAAUAUAUGUCUAAAAACACCAAAUAUACCUUCAAAAUUCAAAAUUUCUCCAAAUAAACACUCUGCCUUCCAACAAGGAAUGUCACCAUCAACAUUCUCCACCAAAGAUUACAGAAUUAAUCACAAAUUGUGGACUUCUGACCAGACCUCAGAAGUUGAGUACUUCACAAACCAAGAAGAAAGUGCAAGGCAAAACAAGAAACUUUAUGGACUAAAAUUUAGCUAUACCUCCAAAUUCACAGACGAUGAGGUCUAUUUCGCUUUCAGUGUGCCCUACUCGUAUUCUCAGUUGCAGCAUUUCCUUCAAAAUGUGGUAGAAGAAUCACCAUUGAUCAAGUCAAACAAGAUCAGUUAUGAACGAGAAGAACUCUGACAGACUCUCAGUGGCCGUAAAGUUGAUAUCCUAAAAAUAACCAAUCCGAGCAAAUAAGCAAACUAAGAAACAAUCAGUGGUAAUCAUGGCAAGGUGUCAUCCAGGAGAAACAGUAGGAAGCUUUGUGAUGGAAGGAGUCCUGAAAGGACUCCUUAGUCAUAACUUCUUCUCUAACUAUCUCAGAGAGAAUUGCAUCUUCUAUAUUAUCCCUAUGUUCAAUCCUGAUGGAGUCUUUUAUGGCAAUAACAGGACAAGUCUUAGUGGUGUGGAUCUUAACAGAAGAUGGUCAAAGCCUGAUCAAAUAAUGCAUCCUGAAGUGUUUUAUCUGAAAUCUUUAAUCCAUGCUCUUGGCAAAGAAGAGGUUUCCAUUUUCAUAGAUCUUCAUGGUCAUUCGAAGAAGAAUAACUCAUUUAUUUAUGGAAAUACUUACAAGAGAACUCUAGAGAAGGGAAAUUUUUGGCAAGUCAGGUUCCUUUCUAAACUUUUGAGCAAGAUUGCUCCAAUGUUCUCUUAUGAUUGCUGUUCUUUCAGCAACCAAAAAUCUAAAAGUACUACAGCAAGAGCUGUUAUUGGUAAAAAUAUUGGAAUUUUGAAUUGAUUUACCCUAGAGUCUUCCUUUCAUGCUUUCAAAUAUUUCAACAUGACUAACAAGUGCUUCGUAUUAUGAAAAUACUCCAUAAAUGAUUAUCACGAGAUGGGUAAAUAUCUGUGUAAAGGGAUAUACGGAACCCUCCGUGCAUUCUUGAGCACAGAAGAUUGCAUUGAAUACAAUCCGAAUGUAGAUAAAACCAACACUGAAGUUGCAAACAAUCCUUUCUCAGUAAAUGCACUUGCCAGGAAAGCCCAACAAGAAAUCCUUGAUUGAUCAGACCUCAAAGCAAAAUUGAAGCUUAACCUCAAUAGAUCAAUAAAGCUUGCAUCGAAGUUUAAAGGUCUAAAAUCUAAGCCAAUCCAUUCAAAACAAGUUUUAUCAUUUUUAAAGCAAGACUCUGUUACCCCAAAAUCUAUAAAAUCCUAUCGUAAACAAACAAUGUAUAAACCAAAGUUUAAGCUGAAAUCUCAAGAAUGUCAGGACAUAUCACCUCGUACUUCAGAAGACCAGCUACUCUUGGAGCUCGGGAGUACAAUGAAAAGUCAAUAUCUCGAAAAUCUUGAAAAAGAAGUCAACACAUUCAUGGAAGAAUCCAAGCUACAUGAACAACCUUCUAAUGCCUUCAAGAUUAUUGACCAAGAUGAGACCAUCUUUAAGAAGGAGAAUCGCUCCUCAGAUGAAGAUUCCAACAGUGAACCAUCUGUAGAUAAUUUACCUGAAGAAGAACUUCAACAGUGAUACCAGCAGAUUAAACUAACUAGAGAGAAUUAUAUCAAAAAGGCCAAAGCUAAGAUUAGUAUUAUCAAGAAGAAAAAUUCGUUUCCUAAAAUUAGGGAUAACAGUACAAUAUCCUUCCCAUUUUCAGCAACUCCUCAUGUAACAUCUCAUAAGCAAAGAAUCUUCAAGGAACCUAAAUAAAGUAGAGUUGUACAAGUUUGAUCAGACUCUUUCAGAAAGGGAAAAUACUCAACUCCCUCAGGCAAUUUCUCCUAGAAUCCCAAGUUCGGUUACCGGGCUCCCAGUGACCCUCAAAAAUUCAAAUUACAGUAUAAAAAUGUGAAAAUAUUCAGCUUUCAAGAAUAAAUCUCUUAAGAAGACAAAUUUGAAUUUUAAGAAAGAGAAUUCUUCGAUGUAUUAUGCGAAGAUUGCAACUAAGUUACCUGAACUUUCUCCUCGGAUUAGUUCUAAUUUCAUAUCAAAGAGUAACAGAUCGGGUGAAUUACUUAACAAUAUGUACAAAAAGAGGGUACCCAUGUCUAAAAAUGAGAGAUAUGGAGCCACUCGGAGCGUUGCUGAGAUUUCUGAAGAGAAGAGGCUUCAAAGUUACCCCUACAAAAAUCCUCCUCGAAGUUUUGGAGUCCGUAAACUUUCAAAUAUCAUAGACAAUACCCAAAGAUAUAAAAUUUUACAAGAUUUCAUUGGUAAAAAUUUAUAA